Molecule: messenger RNA, 304 nt
Organism: Staurois parvus
Lineage: Eukaryota; Metazoa; Chordata; Amphibia; Anura; Ranidae
Source: the annotation of a GenBank genome assembly
UCAUGCUGCUGCCAGGUCCAGAGUCUCUCAUGGGUCCCUGUACGGCCUCCCAUUGCUGCUGUCUCCAUCGCCACACUCUGCCAUGUGCCACUUUCAGGUCUCCUCACACUGCUGGUGUGUUCCAUUUUUUUGUCAUAGGGUGCUGGCAGAUUACGGGCCUCCCAUAGCUGCUGCCAGGCCCCUAAUCUGCCAUGGGCCCCUGUACCGCCUCCUCAUGCUGCAGCCAGGUCCACAGUGUCUCUCAUGGGUCCCUGUACGGCCUCCCAUUGCUGCUGUCUCCAUCGCCACACUCUGCCAUGUGCCA